AUGGCAGAAAUCGAAAAGGACAACGCAAGCCACCACAGCAUCGCCCCCGUCAAGACCCCGGACACAGACGCAACAACAGCAAUAGAUCCUGCCGCGGAGAGACGACUCCUCUGGAAAUGCGACCUGCACGUCCUCCCCAUCCUCAUGGUCUUGUACCUCCUCGCGUUCUGCGACCGCAUCAACAUCGGAAAUGCCCGCAUCCAGGGCCUGGAGAAGGAUCUCCACAUGAAAGGCAACGACUACAACAUUGCGCUGUUCAUCUUCUUCAUUCCGUACAUCCUCUGCGAGGUGCCCAGCAAUCUUAUCCUGAAGAAUGUGGCGCCGUCGACGUGGCUUAGUGCGAUUAUGCUUGGAUGGGGCAUCAUCACGGUCUGUCAAGGGGUUACGCAAAGUUUUGGCGGACUGGUUGCUUGCCGGUUCCUGCUGGGAGUUUUUGAAGCUGGAUUCGUGCCAGGAUCCACCUACUUGAUCUCCAUGUACUACCAACGCUACGAACUACAGAAGAGAAUCUCCAUCUUCUUCUCGAGCAGUAUCCUCGCCGGAGCUUUCAGCGGGUUGCUUGCAUACGCCAUCGCGAAUAUGGCUGGACUGGGCGGCUACAAUGGCUGGCGUUGGAUCUUCAUCAUCGAAGGUCUGGCCACCGUUGUCGUGGCCGUUGUCUCCAAGUUCCUGAUCGCCGACUGGCCAGAGACGGCCAAAUUCCUCGACGAGGAGGAGCGAGCGCUCCUGACCCGUCGCUUGGCCAUGGACGCUGGCGAAGCCAACAUGAAUCGUCUCGAUAAACGGGCCGUCAAGCGCGCCUUCUCCGAUGUCAAGAUCUAUCUCGCGUAA
Molecule: messenger RNA, 831 nt
Organism: Rasamsonia emersonii CBS 393.64
Lineage: Eukaryota; Fungi; Ascomycota; Eurotiomycetes; Eurotiales; Trichocomaceae
Exons: 4
Coding region: 1-831 (276 amino acids)
Biological process (GO): transmembrane transport
Cellular component (GO): membrane
Molecular function (GO): transmembrane transporter activity
Source: RefSeq, a predicted model, not a curated record